Molecule: messenger RNA, 3247 nt
Organism: Spea bombifrons (plains spadefoot toad)
Lineage: Eukaryota; Metazoa; Chordata; Amphibia; Anura; Pelobatidae
Product: potassium voltage-gated channel subfamily KQT member 1-like
Exons: 17
Coding region: 146-2149 (667 amino acids)
Biological process (GO): potassium ion transport; transmembrane transport
Cellular component (GO): voltage-gated potassium channel complex; membrane
Molecular function (GO): voltage-gated potassium channel activity
Source: RefSeq, a predicted model, not a curated record
GCAGGUGACAGUGGGUGACAGAGCCGUGAUCCCGUCUGCCGUGACUCUGAGCAGCACACUGAUAAGAGGGAUCAGGUCCCGCGGGAGCUUGCAAUCUAACACCAGCCUUGAGGAUGUGAAAUAUUGAUCAGUGGCAGUCUGCGACAUGUCGUGCAGCUCGGGGGAGUGCAGGGGGCUCCCCCUCUACAGCCUCUACACAGGCCCCUCAGCGCCGGACCCCAUGCACUACUCUUCUGUGGCCCUCAGCACCGAGCCCCCCCUCAACAAUGGCUCUGGGACCCCCUGCUCUGCCGGGGACCCCACUCUGCAGGUAGGAAGCCAGACUGGGGGUGCGAGGGACAAGCGGACAGAGUACUCACCCAAGUGCUUCUAUCGUCACUACCUGACCCGCACCAGUAUGCAGGGGGACAUCUACAACUUCCUGGAAAGACCCAGCGGCUGGCGAUGCUUCAUAUACCACUUCAGCGUGUUCCUUCUUGUUCUCAUCUGUUUGAUAUUCAGCGUUCUAUCCACAAUUGAACAUUACUCAGAGUUCGCGACCGGGACCCUCUUCUGGAUGGAGAUCGUCCUUGUCGUGUUCUUUGGCGCUGAAUAUCUUGUCCGUCUCUGGUCUGCCGGCUGUCGCAGUAAAUAUGUCGGAUUCAGGGGCCGGAUUCGCUUUGCCCGAAAACCCAUCUCAAUCAUCGAUCUCAUUGUGGUCAUUGCGUCUAUAAUUGUUUUAAGCGUAGGAUCCAAUGGACAAGUGUUCGCCACGUCUGCAAUUAGGGGCAUUCGCUUCCUCCAGAUUCUGCGCAUGUUGCAUGUCGACAGGCAAGGAGGCACUUGGAGACUGUUGGGAUCCGUGGUAUUCAUCCAUCGCCAGGAGCUGAUCACGACGCUGUAUAUUGGAUUCCUCGGCUUAAUCUUCUCGUCCUACUUUGUGUAUCUGGCUGAGAAAGAUGCCGUCGACGAAGAAGGGAGGACGGGAUUCUCCAGCUACGCUGACGCCCUCUGGUGGGGAGUGGUCACGGUGACAACCAUCGGCUAUGGAGAUAAAGUUCCGCAGACGUGGAUUGGAAAAACCAUUGCCUCCUGCUUCUCUGUCUUCGCCAUUUCUUUCUUCGCUCUUCCAGCAGGGAUCCUUGGAUCUGGUUUUGCUCUCAAGGUCCAGCAGAAGCAGCGGCAGAAGCACUUCAACAGGCAGAUCCCUGCGGCCGCGUCCCUCAUCCAGACCCUCUGGAGAUGUUACGCUGCCGAAAAAGCCUACAAUUCCACCGCGACGUGGAAAAUCUACCUUACCCCUCCGGAGCAAAGCAGCAAGACCACAUCUGCCCCGGCCAGCCCCAGCUCACGUAGACAGAACAGAAGAUAUAAGAAGAAGAACAAGUCUGUACGUGAGGCUUGUGUCUUAAGUACAAGUCCCACCCUGGCUCCAUUGUGCCUCACCCCGAUCCCCCAGGGGCCCCGUAGCGGCCCCCCUGAGACAGCUCUGUCCGUACCUCACAUCACAUAUCAACACACGGAGGGUGAGAAGAGAGACCACGGCUUCCAGGGACCGACAGGUCGCUCUCGAUCUUGGUCUUCUCUUUCUGUUGCAUCCAGUAGUCCAACGUUCCAAGUAGGAAGGAGCCGGCCAGAUGAGUCUCUACCCGACAUCUCACGGACCAACAGCUACACGGAUGAUAUAGAUGCAGCGAGCGAGGACAGCCCUCUUUCAGCAGUGACGGACGUGUCACAGCUGACAGAUGCUCACAGGACAGCAGUAAAGGUGACGCGCAGGAUGCAGUAUUUUGUUGCAAGAAGGAAAUUCCAGCAAGCUCGGAAACCGUAUGACGUGAGAGACGUGAUUGAGCAAUACUCCCAGGGACACCUGAACAUGAUGGUGCGGAUCAAGGAGCUCCAGAGGAGGUUGGAUCAUUCACUGGGCAAACCGGGACUCUUCCUACCAGAAAAAGGGGUGGAUAAAGGGUUUUACACCGUUGGGGCGAGGCUGAUGCGUCUGGAGGAUAAGGUAACUCAGAUGGAUCACAAGCUGGAUGAGAUUUUACGUGUCUUCCGAGCUCAAUUGGUGCCAGAAGAGGAUCAGAAUCUUCCCCCGCAGCCGGCGUCCCCUGCCACCCACCGGCUGCACCCUUCCCACAGCUCCCCAACCCCCAGCCGCAGGUUCUGAGAAGCAAACCCUCACUUCUUAAACCACCUCUCCAGAGAGAUAGGAGAGAGUGAGUGCUCAGCAGGAGCGGACUCCAGUUGGGUUGAGGAGACCGUUCUUGUUCGGCGUCGGCAUCCUUUAAGCUGGUCCUACGAGCUCCAGACUGACUCUUCACUCACAACCAACUCAGAUUGCCUUCCUCACACGCAAAGUGGAUUCCAUGCAGCCUGAGGAUCGGAUUGGCCCAGAAAGCAUUUAUUUUGGCAAAUCCGUCUUUGCCCAGCUCAUGUACCCUCACUCUCAUAAACGGUGGUGGCCAUCAGCUUUCGAUCAUGGGCUCCUACCCUGUCCGAUGUUCAUUAAACACAGAAAUCCACAUUUACUUAAGGACUGAAUGAGGGGCCACAUCUGAGGGGGCCACUGAGUAAGUGGCUACUUCAGCCCCUAAGUCUUUUGGCUUGGCACAUAUUUGGCAGCCACUCCAAUGGACCCAAAGGCAAGCCACCCCCAGAUCCAUAAGUCAUUAAGGACCACAGAAAUAACGAUUCACUCGUCCAAAGAAGAUUCUCUCUGACCUGAUUGACCUUGGAAUCAUUAGCAGAAGACAAUUGUCUCCAUAACAAAGGAUUCCUAUCAUACAUCGUUCCCGAUCCGCUAAAUCCACUAUGAUUCCCACCUGUUUGCCUUAUCUCCGCCUCAGGUGACUGCGUCCCAAGGACACUCAUUGAGUGACGCUCGCUGUCUAUUCUACGUAGACACAUCAAGCAUUUGUUUGUCUCAUCCUGAGAGGGACUCAAACGUUUCCCGGGCCUGGAUGCGACAAGCCGAGGCCGAGAGGCGAUGUGUCACCAUAUCAUUAGCGCUAAUCAAACGUAAUUAAAAGUCUGAAGCCCGGGGCUGUCUCCACACACCUGGAAGUGACUAAUUAAAGGCUGUUUAGCAGAUCACAGUCUGUCAUUGUGUUCAUUAUCUCACAACGUUGUGUAUUACUUCGUCAGUACGAUUACAUACAUUCGGGUGUCUGGAUGGAGGCCGCUGCUCGUACCCCGGCCAUACGUUCUUCCAUAAAAGUGGAGUCAACAUCCAACGUAGACAUAAUUUUGCUGGAUUAUUAUAGUA